Paramuricea clavata is the source of this 3457-nucleotide messenger RNA. The record is from the annotation of a GenBank genome assembly. Lineage: Eukaryota; Metazoa; Cnidaria; Anthozoa; Malacalcyonacea; Plexauridae.
AUUAAAGACUUGAAUGACAUGCAAAGAGUGCCAAAGACGUCUGAAAAGUGGCUCUAUCGCCCGUAUUCUAAGUCACAUAGUAAGGUAUAUGACACUAGCCCUCCAGCUAUUCAAAAACAGCAUUGACACUUAAUCAAGGGAAGCUCAGAUUGACCCUAACAAAAAAAGUCUAUAGGCCUGGCCUAUAGGCCAACAUAGAGGUUUCUAUAGGAAACCUAUAGGUUUUUAUAGGCAAUUGGAACAUUUUCUAUAGGUGACCUAUAGGGAUGCCUAUAAGUCUAUAGAGCUCUAUAGGUGCCUAAAGGCUUCUAUAGGGAAUUGGAACAAUUCCUAUAGGAACCUAUAGAUUUUUUUCGUAAGGGCGAACCUCCACUCUUUGAGUGUGAUUGUGAGUGAGCUUUUAGAAUACAGGCUAUAGUUUUGUGUUCACUCAUUUGCAUCCGUCAGAAACACAAAAUCGCCGACAAAAUUGCUAGUGCGAACCAUGCAGGCUUUAGUAGCAAAUUUUCUCACUCUAAUAACUGCGGGUUGACCAUCAUCUGUUGCAUAGUGUUUGAGAAAACCCACCUACAAAAUUUCAUAAGCCUUCGCCCGAAAUGUUGAGAAGUGUGUUUUUAUCUGCCUCAUCCUCAGUCGUCUCUUCAGUUUUAUAAAAAGAAAAUCUUUCAUUCGCGUGUGCCAUACCACCACUGAGCAUACCACUGAGUAUCACACGUAAUAAGAUCAUGUAAAGCAAAGACAAGCUUUUCUUUUUAUAAAACUGAAGACACGACUGAGGACGAGUCAGUGUUUUCAUCGCGUUUUACAAUGACUGGCUGAUAAUAUAUACACAAGAAUUAACUUGCUUUGUAAUAAAGUUAACAAACUUAACACUAAUCACCCCGGAUUAAAUAUCUUUUGUAACCUGAGUCAUGUUGACGAGUCUCUAUGGUUACUGCAUAUUUCUGUUGUACAGUUUAGCGUCCUUUAAUUAAACUGCUACACUUAUAUCAGUAAAAUACUUGCUCUGUUUAAUGCUAAAGAAUAUCGUUCAAGAAAGAUUAAAAAGAUUAGUUUAUCGUGGUUACUGUUUGCCAGACGUUGGUGGUUUAAUGAAGAAUUGAGGUAUUGGUGUUAUAUUCAAAUAUUACACGCCGUGUUGCGUCGUGGAAUAACGAUUUAUUGACCGUGGUAUAUAGCAAGCCAAAAGAGCAUCAUUUAAGCAAAGUUAGCCACACUUACCAGACUUAAUACAUUUCUUCGUUUUCAGAUUGAAUUCUGACAGGCAAACGUGUUGGUAUCUUGGUAUUUAGCAAGCUGAAACUGGCUGUGCUGAUAGGAACAUAUACAUAGGUAUAUGAAGCACUGUGGAAUACGGGCCGAAUACCACUUGGUAUAGCACUAGCUUUCAAUUUAAGACAACAUCUUACGACGUUUCACACUUCAUACCUUCGAGUUUAGUGGCGUCGUAUCGACGCACGUAAUUCUACGAACAGCUGAAAUGGCAUCAGAUCAACAACACAGUACCACAAACAAUCAUUCUGUACUGGAACUUAACUCGGUGCUUUUAGUAAUCUUAAUGCUGUUCACGCUAUUUGGUAACUUUAUUCUACUGCUGUCCAUAUGGAAAAACAAACGUCUUCACAAAGUUACACACUUGCACUCGAUGAGUCUGAUCAUCGCAAAUUUCAUCCCCGCAACGACCAUCAUUCCUUUGCGCAUCGCAAGAAUUUGGAAUGAAAAUGACAGAGAUUUAAACGAAGAGACGACAUUAUGCGAGGCUUACCUUACUGCCACUUUACUGUGGUGUGUGGUCUCUAUAUUAACUCUAGUGUCUGUCAGCUUAGACAGAUACAUCGCGAUCUCAAGACCGGACAAAUAUAGCAGUAUAUUGACCCACAAUCGAACUUUGCUCAUUCUGUUCGCAGUAUGGUGCUUGGCAAUAUUGGUAUCAUUUGUAUCGUUGUACCAUACUGGCAGUGGUCUCAAGUUGUUCACAUGUAACUUUAAUCUUUUACGCAAGGAGAAUUACGUGUAUCUUCUUCUAACUGUUGAAGUAAUUCCUCUCAUUUUGAUGUUUGGAAUACACUACCAAAUCACGAAGCUCUCAGCAAAGCAUGCACAGUCCAUAGGCGUUGUGGAUUCACGUUUUACAGAGUACAAGAGAAUUCCUCUUGAUUUUUCUGCUGAAGUUCGUUGGUCUCGAGUGGUGAUAUUAGUAAUACUUCUUUAUGUCUUGAUGUGGGCACCUCGAUGUAUUUAUCUCAUUGUAGAUGAUAACUCUAUGUCGUCCAGCAGUGCGAAAGCUUUUGAUGUACUGACUGAGGUAAUAACGUAUAGCUUCGCAGGACUAGCGCCGUUGGUCUUAGUUCAUUUUAACAGUGAUAUGAGAGAGGAGUUCUUCAGAAUUUUAAUGCCGUAUCAAUGGUUCAGAAAAUCACACGGAGUUGGUAAGAAAUACAAGAACACCAACACUGUGACACCGUUUGAGAUGAUGAUGUGAGAUUUCAUAGAAAGUGCACAUGAUUUAUAUACAAGUACAGAUAAUUAUUGCAACAGUGAGUGAAGCGUGAUUGAAUGUGAUCUAUAAUGCUUAUCGAUUAUACCGUACAGCCACAGAUUAUAAUACAUCAUAUAAUUACGCACAAUUUGGAGAACAGGAAAGUGGUCAAGUGUUCUUUGACAUUAGUAAGAAGUAGCCUCUUAUGCAGGCUGCGCGGGUGGUCUUCUGGGGGUCUACACGAGAAGUAAAAGUACUCUGUUGCCUGCAGUGUGUAGCCAGUAGUGACAAUUAGAAGAAAGUUGGGGAUUGAUAGGGAUAAAACUGCCUGAAAAAAAUACAAAAGCAGAAUUUGAAGUUCUAAGUUCUUGUAUUUUCAGGUACAUAGUUGUAUCCAUAUGAAGUUCUGCUUGUAUUUUCGGGUAGUUGUAUUUCUAUCAAUCCGAGGCUUUCUAAAAAGCACUGAGGCGUCUGAGCCAAAGCAUGCAAGUGUUUAGUAUUUUGAAAGGCACGGGGGUGGCUUCAAAAACGCCUGCUUUGCAGGCUAUAUAUAGUAUGUUGAGUAUAACAAGAUUUAAAUACUAGUUAGCUUUGCAUAAACCCUACUAUUUAAAUACUAGUUACCUUUGCACAAACCCGCGUUAUACAAACAAGCUGCCGAGGACACUAAAGGUGGAGUAAUACGAGCAAAAAAAUUGCUGCAACUUGCAACAAAAUCUGAUUUCAACGCAUGUUAAUUGAAAAUGUUUACACAUAAAUUACAAAUCACAAGGCAACAUGUGUCAACAUUUCUACUUAACAUGCGUUGAAAUCGGAUUUUUUGUUGCAAGUUGUGUAUUGAUAUCAAUAUAAUUGUUUCAAAAUAUCGUAUUUUGUUUGUAAUUUGCAUGCUGUGAUCCCUGUAAAGUUGUAAAUUUAAAAUGUAACAUUUAAUAAUUUGAAUUAUUAUAAAGAAUAAUAAAUUUUACUUCAUUAUAC